Molecule: messenger RNA, 903 nt
Organism: Adineta ricciae
Lineage: Eukaryota; Metazoa; Rotifera; Eurotatoria; Adinetida; Adinetidae
Source: the annotation of a GenBank genome assembly
AUGUUGCGUAUACUCUCGUUGGUGUUAGUCACAUUUGCGUGCUUCACACUCUCUUUAGCAGUUCAAUGCAAUACUAAUCCGUGCGAAUUAGGGGGCGAUUUUGUGCCACCUAAUUAUCAAUGUCUUCCAGCCACGGAUAAUGUUAAUAAUGUCAUUUGUACAUGUCCCGAUGGUCAUGCCGAAAUAAAUCGACGUUGUCGUAUCUGUGAUACGAUCAAUUGUGGACCGAACGGAGUCUGUAUAGAAAGAUCGUUUUUCGAAGGUCUGUUCUAUGCAUGCGGAUGUACAAAUGGGACAAAUAAUUAUCUAAAUCCAGGACCAUGUCCCGGAGCUAAUCCAAUAACGACGACGACAACAACAACAGCGAUUCCUCCAACUGGCAUUUGUCUCAAUGGUGGUGUGUACAAUAGCAUAACCGGGACAUGCACGUGUAUCAAUGGCUAUACUGGUCUUUACUGUGAAAUACCAAGUGGCCAAACAGGUUGUCAAAAUGUAGUUUGUGCUAAUGGUGGUGUAUGUAAUCCUAAUCCUCCGACUGAAAAUGGAGUUCUCAUGCAUUGCACAUGUCCCGCUGGUUUUGCUGGUCCGAAUUGCGAAUUAGUUGGUACACUCGGUCGUUGCGUGGCAGGUCUUUGCCAAAACGGUGGUGCCUGCGAAGAAAGAGUCACUGGUUCUUUGAUCUACGCUUUCUGUCGAUGUCCACCGGGAAUAACAGGUCAAUGUUGUCAAUCUUCAUAUUUUUCGUGUCCAAUGACCGGCGUCUACGCUGAUCCAAUCAAUUGUAAAUUUGGAAGAUAUUUUCAAUGUAAUGGUUAUACACUCUCUUCUCUUUCAUGCCCGCGAGGUCUUCGAUAUAACUUCAUGAAGAUGCGUUGCGACACUGACGUUUCUUGUCCACCGUAA